Messenger RNA from [Torrubiella] hemipterigena, 1373 nucleotides. NCBI's taxonomy places the organism in Eukaryota, Fungi, Ascomycota, Sordariomycetes, Hypocreales, Clavicipitaceae. The record is from the annotation of a GenBank genome assembly.
CUACGUUUUGAUCGUUUUUUUGGACUCGACCUUCUUCUAUGUCUUGAUCGGGACUAGUUACCAACUCGGAUAUUUAUUUUUAGCGGCUAAAAGAAUUGUGAUUUCUAUUUAUUCAUUGCAACGUCCGACCCAAACGACUUCCGGCAGACCAUGCAAGUAAUUCUAAUAGGAAUUAUGGCUUCCGAGAACGAAUUACCCAACUCUCUAUACUCUUUUUCCACAUUAGAAAUGAUCUCAACCAGGGACUAUAUCUUAUAUAUUUUCAUGUGCUGCAAUAGACGCUUCUUCAUCAAUGCCUCGGUUGAAAAGCUUGAAGGCGAAGGUAAUCUGGCAGAUACGCUGAGACGAUUUUGCGAGACUAUCGAUGAUGAGGACGCCAUGAUUGAGUUCGAAGAUUGGAUUUACGAUGCGCUCCUUGAACAUCUGAAAGUGUUAAUCCCCCCCGCUUCAGUAUCCUUCAAACCAGCACACCUGCUCGAAUAUUUUAAGCCUGCGACAUUCUUCUUCGAGUUGACCAACAACAGAGGCACUGUCCAACCGGUUCAGUUGGCCUUCAAUCCGACUAUUCACAAGGACCCCAGUCCCCGCAUCGCUAUUGUAGAUGUCAAAAUUGAACCCAACUUUGUGGAUAUCUGGCCUGAAGAUGUGAACACAAAUUCUAUUCUUCGGUCUACUCUCCCUAAGUUACCUGUUUUCCUGGCAUCACAACUUACGAGAGCUGAUAAACCGGGAUCAAUAGAGGACGAAAUGUCUCUGCAGCCAAAAUUAGUCCGCUGUAUCAACACCAACGAGGUCUUCUUCUUCAAAGCAGACAGCGACGGACCUAGUGUUUCAAGGGAGCUCGAUUGCCUGACGAAACUUCAGAGUAUUUCCGACGACCAGCUAAGAUCACGCACUUCAAAACUUGUUGGCCUGGUUAAAUGGGAUGACGAAGACAGUCUCCUAGGGUUCCUCAUUGACCCAAUAGAGGGCUGUAUGCUAUACGAAGCUGCGUUUGAGGCGUCGAAGAUCGAUAGGCUGAGAUGGAUAAGCCAGGUAGAGGAAACGGUGCACAGGCUUCACGCAUAUGGAAUUGUUUGGGGCGAUGCUCAGCUCAAAAAUGUCAUGGUCAACUUGGCGGGGGAUGCAAUUGUGGUCGACUAUGGUGGCGGGUUUGCCCCUGAGUAUCUCAACCCUGAUCUGCAAAACACCAAGGAGGGAGAUUUAAUAGCUCUGGGAAAGAUGAAGGCUGAGUUGCUGGAGGAUUUAUAGAGAACAAGCUAUACCUUUUAGGUAGAGAAUGUUGGGAAGUGAUUAUUUUAGCGGGAAUCGUUGAUUUAAAUUCGUAUUAAUAUAACCGGCCAUUGCGCCAAAAUACAUACUGCACGCUGCAU